Molecule: messenger RNA, 881 nt
Organism: Raphanus sativus (radish)
Lineage: Eukaryota; Viridiplantae; Streptophyta; Magnoliopsida; Brassicales; Brassicaceae
Product: dirigent protein 17-like
Exons: 2
Coding region: 253-693 (146 amino acids)
Source: RefSeq, a predicted model, not a curated record
CUAUCCGCGCUGCCAAACAAAGCGUCUGCCUUCAUCUCCUUCAAACCUCCGACUCCCGUCAACACGCGACGGACCACGAACGCCGGUGACCUAAUCUCCUCGCUAUUCUCCACCGAGCGAAUAUCUCCUGCUGACACUUGAAGAUAACUUAGAAGUAGCUUCACUUCCGCAAGUGUUACUGUAUGUUCUUGUAUAACAUAACACAGACUCUUCACUCCUGCUGUUAACUCUUUUGUAGAAGAUAACUGAUAAAUGGACAACAACACUGUGAGCAUUAAGCAAGAAUCACCACCGCCUCUUCCUCCAGGGAUCUAUGAGAUACCGGGAGAGCCUGCGGUUGUUAUCAACGGUGUCCCUGAUGAGCCUCAAACACAUUCCAUGAUUGCCAAAGACGAACCUGCAAAACCAUCGAGUGCCGCCACUGUAGGAUGCGGCGAAUGGCUUCAAGGCAGAGAAGUUCGCAAGUUUUUCUUGGGUCAGUACUAUUCAGGCACGGUGACGAAGUUCGACAAAGGUACUGGUUGGUACAUGGUCGAGUAUGAAGAUGGGGAUUCCGAAGAGCUUGACUGGUCUGAGCUAGAGGAAGUGCUUCUACCUAUGGAUGUUACUGUACCACUGAGAUCAAUCUCCUUAUGGGUCAUCAAGAAUCGCCAGACGCAGGCCCAAGCUUAUGGAAGCAUGGUGAAACACUAAUGGGCCUUGCUGAUUGUGCAGAGUGAAUAUGGUGAAGCGCACGAUGAGAAGAGGUUACAAACACUUUAACAGUCUUUUGAACAUUUCCUUAUCAGUUGAAUAUUUUUAUGCCUUUUGUAAACACUUUAACAAUCUUUUGAACAUUUCCUCAUCAGUUGAAUCUUUAUAUAUAAAAGAAGCUUUCUAUC